Molecule: messenger RNA, 3704 nt
Organism: Magnolia sinica
Lineage: Eukaryota; Viridiplantae; Streptophyta; Magnoliopsida; Magnoliales; Magnoliaceae
Product: pentatricopeptide repeat-containing protein At1g56690, mitochondrial-like
Exons: 2
Coding region: 631-2742 (703 amino acids)
Biological process (GO): RNA modification
Molecular function (GO): zinc ion binding; RNA binding; protein binding
Source: RefSeq, a predicted model, not a curated record
AAUUUAUGUGUAACGUAUACAAUUAAUGGGUGCCUGUGUAUCAAGCGUCAUACGCUGCCAGAGUAUCAAAUGAACUCUCCCGCGCAUCUCCAGAGAGAGAGAGAGGGAGAGCUGUCCGUGGCGAGUAUUCAAUUGAGGAAUUCGACAAGUGGGACGCACGGUUCUCUAAUCCAAACCGUUGUUAUGUUGAGUCCCAUCGUGGAUCCUGUAUAGUUCCGAAAAAAAAAAGUCCCAGAUCGGAAACAUCUCAAGAGCAGUACUUUAACAUUUUUCAAUUGAUUUUUAUUCAGAACCGUCUAUCUGUAGGCCAUAGAUCCAAAGGGUAUUAUUGUUCCAUCGAGUUGUUUUUAACUGAUGGUCCAUCGACGGUGGGACACAGCAGACCAAUGGUCUCGAUUAUCGAAUCAUGGGCCCUUUUGUUGAAAGUAGAAAAUCCGCAAAGAUGCAGGGCAUGUAUCAUGUAAUUCCUCGUUUCAAAUUCAAAUCCACAAAACCUCAGUAAGAAUUCAAGCCAUGGAGCAAUCUCAAACUCUUCCAAUGCUUGUGAAAAUCAUCCGCAAUUGAAAGUAAAACCAAAAAAUAAAUAAAAUCAGUUCACUCCGUCUGGGUAUCUCGAUUUAUGCCUUAUCGAUGCGGUUUUCAUCAAUCCUCUGUCGAUGUUACUGCCAUUCUGAUUUCUUCUCGGCGAAUUCUCGAAUUUCUCAGUAUGCCCGGCUUGGUGAUAUCGAACAUGCCAGGCGUGUGUUUGAUGAAAUGCCUCGGAAAAGUGUCGUUUCCUGGAAUUCGAUAAUAGCUGGCUACUUCCAAAACUAUCGACCCAAAGAAGCACGGCAUCUGUUCGACAGGAUGCCUGAGAGAAAUACCGCGUCUUGGAAUGGUAUGAUUUCUGGGUAUGUUAAAAAUGGAAUGAUAAGUGAGGCGAGAAGGUUUUUUGAUAUGAUGCCGGAGAGGAACAUUGUUUCUUGGACUUCUAUGGUUAGAGGUUAUGUAAAUGAAGGCACAAUUUCUGAAGCUGAGUCCCUCUUCCAGCGAAUGACUGAGAAGAAUGUUGUUUCAUGGACAGUGAUGUUGGGUGGCUUGAUUCAAGACUGUCGGAUUGAUGAUGCUCGCCGGCUUUUUGAUGAGAUGCCGGAGAAGGAUGUGGUUGCAAGGACUAGCAUGAUUUCUGGGUAUUGCCAGGUAGGACGCAUGGAUGAAGCCCGCGUGCUCUUUGACGAAAUGCCACGUCGGAAUGUUAUCUCUUGGACAACAAUGGUUUCAGGUUAUGCCCAGAAUUUACAGGUUGACAUUGCGCGGAAGCUUUUUGAGGUGAUGCCAGAGAAGAACGAGGUGUCUUGGACUGCGAUGCUAACUGGCUACACACAAUGUGGGCGAAUAGAAGAGGCCUCAGAGAUUUUUAAGGCAAUGCCAGAGAAGUCAGUGACCGCUUGUAAUGCAAUGAUUCUUGGGUUCGGCCAGAAUGGCAAGAUAGUUGAAGCAAGGCAGGUUUUUGAUCAGAUGGAGGAAAAGGAUGAUGGGUCAUGGAGUGCAAUGAUCAAGGGAUACGAACGAAAUGGGUUUGAAUUGGAAGCACUUGAUACGUUUGCUUCAAUGCAAAGGAUUGAAGUUCGCGCAAAUUAUCCGUCUUUUAUUAGUGUUCUUACUGUUUGUGCAAGCCUGGCAGUUCUUGAUCAUGGUAGGCAGGUUCAUGCAGACGUUGUGAAAUCGCAGUUUGAUUCUGAUGUGUUUGUUGCUUCAGCUUUGGUUACGAUGUACGUUAAGUGUGGAGAUCUUGUUAGAGCUAAGAGGGUAUUUGAUCGGUUCACUUCGAAGGAUGUAGUGAUGUGGAAUUCAAUGAUCACCGGAUAUGCCCAGCAUGGCUUAGGGGAGGAAGCUUUAGGAAUUUUUUAUGAAAUGAAUUUUUCAGGCAUGAAGCCUGAUGAUGUUACAUUAGUUGGAGUUCUUUCUGCUUGUAGCUAUACAGGGAGAAUUAAAGAAGGAACGGAACUUUUCAAAUCAAUGAUAUCAGAUUAUAUGAUUGAGCCGAAGGCUGAGCAUUAUGCUUGCAUGGUCGAUCUGCUUGGCCGAGCGGGCCAUGUCCAUGAGGCCAUGGAUUUGAUCAAGAAGAUGCCGGUUGAAGCUGAUGCUGUUGUUUGGGGUGCUUUGUUAGGUGCAUGUAGGACUCACAUGAACUUGGAGUUAGCAGAGGUGGCAGCUAAGAAGCUUCUGCAGCUCGAGCCUAAAAAUGCCGGGCCUUAUAUCUUGCUAUCGAAUAUUUACGCAUCAAGGGGGAGAUGGGAAGAUGUUGCUGAGCUGCGGAAAGUCAUGAGGGUGAGGCGUGUGAGUAAGUCUCCUGGUUGUAGCUGGAUUGAGGUUGAGAAGAAGGUGCACAUGUUUACUGGGGGAGAUGGUGUGGCACAUCCCGAGCAUGAGAUGAUUAUUGGGAUGUUGGAGAGAUUGGGGGGUUUGAUAAGAGAGGCAGGAUAUUGCCCCGAUGGUAGUUUUGUGCUUCAUGAUGUGGAUGAAGAGCAGAAGGUUCAUAGCUUGGGCUACCACAGCGAGAAGCUGGCAGUGGCAUUUGGGAUUCUGAAGCUUCCAGAAGGAGUGCCGAUUCGUAUCAUGAAGAACCUCCGGGUAUGCGGGGAUUGCCAUUCUGCAAUCAAGCUGAUAGCAAAGGUUACCGGGCGAGAGAUUAUAUUGAGGGAUGCCAAUAGGUUCCAUCAUUUUCAAGGUGGUUCAUGCUCUUGCAAGGAUUACUGGUGACAACAGAGAGUCUCCUCUGAUUGUUAGUUUAGUGAAGAAUCUGUUAUUCCUUGUCGAGAAUGAAAUUCAACUGCAAACCAGGUUUGAAGUUUGGAGUUUUUACAGUUCUGAUUCUUCUGAUGUGAACUUGUGGGUUUCGGAUUUCUGUAAUUGGUGUCUGACCAGGAAGUUUCUCACUGACAAAGAUGAGCAUUGAAAAUUAGCUUUGGUACCUAGAGAAAGUAGCUUUUGUUAGAUAUUCGCUGGGCCAUAAGACGUCCUGCUUUUUUAAUGGACAGUCGAAACGUCUCUUAUCAGCCAGAAGAAAGCCUCCAUACACCUGUAUGGCCUUGUUUUCAACUGUAUUGAGCCGUUGAUACAAUAGUCUUGAAACCGGCUGGGCGUGGGCAGAGAGAAAUAAAUUUUUGAAUAGGCCCGGCCCAAACAAAUCAAAAUCCACACCCAAACCAGCCCAGGCUCAGCCAUUUACACCCUACUUUUGUGGCUUGCAUCCGUCACUGUUUCGGGCAUUCUGUAUUGAGAUGUACUAGAGAAUGCAUUUGGAGCCUCAAAUGUAUAUGAAUUGAGGUGAUCAGGUGAGCGAAUUGUAUUUAUUUUGCGAUGAAUCUUUAUUUUCAGACCCUUCUUACUUUUAGAUAAUGGUCUCUCAUCAGACAACGCCAUUUCGAGAUUAGUGUAAAAUACCACAAUAUUGAUUUUACAAGGCGAAAUAUGACUUUGAGACAUUACAAAAGCUAGAGAACGGAAUAUCCCAUGUGAAUGUAAUUCUAAUAUCCCUUGUUUCAUCACAUGUAAUAGAAAUAUAGAAUAGACAUUCACCUUCUUUUGUUCUAGUGGAAGACUGAAAUCGGCUUCCAGUACAAUGUAAUAAAUUAAACCAUCUUGAUAUCUUUUACACACGUACCAUGCUUUAUUGUUUUAUUUAUCUCAGAUGUAUCAGAAAGUGCAUUUGGAGGCGUGAA